Molecule: messenger RNA, 2145 nt
Organism: Cephus cinctus (wheat stem sawfly)
Lineage: Eukaryota; Metazoa; Arthropoda; Insecta; Hymenoptera; Cephidae
Product: synaptic vesicle glycoprotein 2B
Exons: 11
Coding region: 244-1878 (544 amino acids)
Biological process (GO): transmembrane transport
Cellular component (GO): membrane
Molecular function (GO): transmembrane transporter activity
Source: RefSeq, a predicted model, not a curated record
UUUUUACAACGUGGGACUAUCACGAUAACAGCUGGAAGUAGAGAAUUGUAUAAUAUCACUCCAGUUGCCAUCAUGAAGCAGUGAGGAAGCCGACACAGUCCGAUGAUAAUUCAUAAUAAUUCAUAACGUUAGAAUUAGCUGAAUGUUUUUCAAAAUUCUGAGGGGUUUGUGGUGAAAAAAAAAUCUGCCAAGACCAAAUUUUUCAAAAUCCAACGUACAGAGUAUUAUGAAACCAGAAUCAAAAUGCGUGUCAGCGCUAAGUCAUCACCUGUUCAGAAUAUCGCACAGAAAAAAGAAGGCAUCGUUUUGGAUAUUUUGAGUCCGCACGGAAAGAAGGGUGCUGAUUUUGAAACGGCUAUUGAAGCAACCGGAUAUGGAAAAUUUCAUUACUUAUUACUGAUCACGGUUAUUCCGGUAUUAUGGUGUCCAAGUUUUGACACUGGCAACAUGUCAAUGAUUUUACCAACAGCGGAAUGCGAAUUAAAGUUGACUCUGUUUCACAAAGGAAUCUUAAAUUCUAUAAUAUACGCUGGUAUGAUAUGCAGUGCCUUUUUAUGGGGAUACGUUGCUGAUGUUCAGGGCAGAAGAAAACUUUUAAUUUACGGAUUCUUAGCAGACGCUAUAUGCAAUAUAUUAUGCGGUAUAGCGCAAGAUUUCUGGACUCUAGUAUUUCUCAAAUUUUCAAGUGGAUUCAUUCAAAGCGGUCCAUACGCAGUUACCAUGUCGUACUGUGCUGAAUUUCACGUAACAAGAAACAGAUCAAAAGUGAUGAUGCUCCUUGGACUAUACGGUUCAAUGGGUAUUAUCAUGAACGCAGUCCUCGCCUGGAUGAUAAUCCCUCGUGACUGGAGUCUCGUACUCUUUGACCAGUCCUUCGUCUUGUCUUCCUGGCGCAUAUACCUAAUGAUGUGUGGGGUCCCAACUUUAGUAGGAGUGGCAUGUCUCUAUUUCUUCCCAGAGAGCCCCAAGUUCUUGAUGUCACGUGGACAUAACGAUAAAGCCUUGCGUAUCCUACGUAAGAUAUACGUAAUGAAUACAGGAAACACACCCGAGAGUUAUCCCAUUACCUCGUUGGAGAAUGAAUUGGCUCGUGGCAUAUCAGCAGAUGACGAAUCAACAACUGACAUUCCAAAAAUAAAUUUCCGGGAAGGAUUAUCACAGAUGAAACCAUUAUUCCAAUUUCCUCUUCUAGUGCCACUUCUACUGGUUGUAUCAUUACAAUUUUGUGUUAUGCUUGCAGGAGCUACGUUUCGAUUGUGGAUGCCACAGAUAUUUGCACUUCUUGAUAAAUUCAGCGGGGAGAAUUACAACUAUUCAAAUGGUGCUCCUGGCUUCUGCGAGAUUUUAGAUUUCUCGACAGCUGUGACUGCCAACAAUACUGUCGCUGCUGCUGAGAGUAUUGUUGAGACUGAGUGCAAAAACAUUGUCGUGGACGAUAGAGUAUAUCUGAACAGUAUUAUUAUGUCAUGCACUGUUGCUGUGGGUUUUGUCUUUGUUGGAGCAUUGCUCAAGUUUAUUGGGAAUAAAAAGCUACUGCUGAUUUGCCUCAUUAUUUCUUUGGUUUCAAUCUUAACCAUGAUAUGGGCAUCAGAAAGAUUCAUUAUCCUGUUUCUAAGCUGCUUAUACGUUGGAAUCCUGACCACAUUGAUAAAUGUUGUUAUCGGUGUGGCUGUUGAAGUUUUCCCUACUACGCUAAGAACAAUGGCAGUGAGCUUGACCAUGAUGUUAGGACGAGUAGGAUCUCUAUUGGGUAACCUCUUGUUUCCAGUCUUACUUACCUAUGGCUGUAUAUAUCCAAUUAUUGAAUUAUCUGGUUUCAUCGCAUUUGCCAUGUUACUCACACUGGUCUUACCAAAACCACCAGGAAAUCUCAAAUAAACUGAAUCUCAACACUACAUGAAGACAGCAGAGACCCUCGUGAUUUGUGAAUGACUUACAAUUACGUGUGAUUCAUAUUAAAGGAAGAUCAACGACAAGGAUAACAUAAUGAAACAUAUUGUACCAACUACAACCAUGAAAACACAAUGAAGAGACAAGAAAAACAUAUUUCACCUCACUGUAAACUGCCCUUCCGCAACGGAAUGCACCAGAAUGAGUAUUAAAGAAUGGACAACGCCGUCAAAGCCUGCGUAGUAUAGUACCUGG